ACAGUAUGAGAGACUGGGAAGGUCAAUCAAAUAGCAACGGAAAUGAGGAAUUACAACUUUGCGGUUCUCGGAACCAGCGGAACCCAGUGGACUCAAGCUGAACAGCAAAGGCUAGAUACAGGAGAGAUGCUGCUGUACUCCGGUUACAAAGAGAACGAUGCUCCACACACUCAGGGAGUUGUUCUGAUGCUGUCCGAAAAAGCACGAAGUGAGAUAUUGGGUGGGGAUCUGAUGGAUCCAGGAUCAUCAAAGCAUGCUUCAAAACAAAGAAGGGGGGAUCACAAUGAAUGUUAUCCAAUGCUAUGUAUCCACCAAUAUAGCAACGACGACAAUAAAGAUCAGUCAUAUGAGAGGCUAAAAUCAAUCAUAGGGAAGUGCCCAAGAAAGGACCUGAACAUUUUGAUGGGAGACUUAAACGCCAAAUUCGGAAUGAACAACAAGGGUUAUGAAGAUAUUAUGGGACGACAUGAAUUGGGAGAGAGAAAUGAAAAUGGGGAGAGAUUUCGCAAAUAUAUGUUAUAGACGGUUAUAGGCGGUACAAUACUUCCACACAACCGGAUGAAACGUUCAGUAGACGUCCAGAUUCGAGAUCAACAGGCUAGAUUUCGUAUGUAUCAGUCGUGCACAGACCAAAUCGCAACACUAAGGAUAAUCAUUGAACUCGUCACUAUUUAUCAACUUCCUUGAUUAUGAGAAAGCAUUUGACAGUGUGGAUGGGAGAACGUUACGGAGACUUCUUCG
Schistosoma curassoni is the source of this 741-nucleotide messenger RNA. The record is from the annotation of a GenBank genome assembly. NCBI's taxonomy places the organism in Eukaryota, Metazoa, Platyhelminthes, Trematoda, Strigeidida, Schistosomatidae.